This is a messenger RNA of Oncorhynchus gorbuscha (pink salmon), 2619 nucleotides long. It is a transcript of the gene vrk2, whose product is annotated as VRK serine/threonine kinase 2. Gene Ontology annotation, biological process: signal transduction; peptidyl-serine phosphorylation. Gene Ontology annotation, cellular component: nucleus; cytoplasm. The transcript is spliced from 15 exons. The record is from RefSeq and is a predicted model, not a curated record. NCBI's taxonomy places the organism in Eukaryota, Metazoa, Chordata, Actinopteri, Salmoniformes, Salmonidae. The coding region runs from base 164 to 2104 and encodes 646 amino acids. Gene Ontology annotation, molecular function: ATP binding; protein serine/threonine kinase activity.
ACUGACAGCAGUGUGAACCUGUACGGCACAUGCUGUGUCAUCGUCCCGCCUCUAGAUAGCAUUCAUUGGCGGUUGAAUAUCCAGAUCUAUCGCUUCCUAGAUCUUUGAGACAUUUCACGGAAAAUUAUCCAAACUCUGAUGGUUCCCAUUGCUGGCUAGCCCCAUGGCCCCUCCUAGGAAACGAGCAUUGCCUGCACCCCUACCAGACGGGUUUACACUGAUCGACACUGAGAAGAAGCAAUGGAAACUGGGCAGAAUUAUUGGCCAAGGAGGUUUUGGAUUGAUCUACCUAGCUUCACAGGACAUGGAAAUGCCUGUUGGGGAGGAUUCUCAUUUUGUGAUUAAAGUGGAGUACCAUGAGAAUGGGCCUCUGUUUUCUGAGCUCAAGUUCUAUCAGAGGGCAGCUAAACCUGAGAACAUGCAGAGGUGGAUGAGGAGCAAGACACUGGAUUUUCUGGGCAUCCCUGCAUACUGGGGAUCAGGACUGGCAGAACACAACGGAACCAGGUACAGGUUCAUGGUGAUGGACCGCCUGGGCAGUGACCUGCAGAAGGUGUGUGAGAGAAACGGUGGCAAGCUGAAGAAGCACACAGUACUACAGCUAGGACGUGUCCUGUUGGAUGUGCUUGAGUAUAUCCAUGACAACGAGUAUGUCCAUGCAGACAUAAAGGCUGCCAACCUGAUGCUUGGUCACACAGACCCUGACAAGGUGUACCUGGCUGACUACGGCCUGUCCUACAGGUACAGCCCAGACGGCGUACACAAAGAGUACAAAAAGAACCCAAAAAAGGGACACAACGGAACCAUAGAGUACACCAGCAUAGAUGCUCACAAUGGAGUCGCUCCAUCGAGACGUGGAGACCUGGAGGUGUUGGGCUUCUGUCUGCUCCACUGGCUGUGUGGGGCGCUGCCCUGGGACUCUGUGCUCAAGAACCCUAUACAGGUCCAAGAGGCCAAGACCAGACUCAUAGGUAAUCUACCUGGUUCGGUGCAGGAGCUGUCGGUGGGUGGAGCUUGCACAGAUGAGUUGGCCAGUUUCCUGCUCAGUGUCAAAGCUCUGGAGUAUGAGGAACGUCCGGACUACCAGAGGCUGAGAGAGCUGCUGUCUGAGGCGGGACUGAGAGCGAGCGGAGGCCAGGGAAGGCUGGACCUGUCUGUGCCACGAGGAGCAAUGUCAGGGGGUUCCUCCACCAGAGGGUCUGAUUGGCCAGACAGGGGCAAGAAAGCAGGCCGAGGUAGAGGCUCAUCCAAACUAAAGCCCGUAGUUGUGGUGGAUGAGGAGAGUGAUGAAGAGGAUGAGAAGAUGGAGUUGGAUGAAGCGAGGCCCAAACCUGUACCACCCAAGGGCGUAAAGAAAGCGAGCAGGGCUAAACCUGCAACUAGAGGGGCCUCCAAACCAAAGCCUAUAUAUGUGGAGGAUGACAGUGAUGAAGAAAAAAUGGAGAUUGAAGAUCGGAGACCCAAGCCUGUACCAUCUCGCUACAUUAGGGGACCACCAGUAUCCAACCCCCAGUCAGAACAUGGGAAAGCAGGACGAGCUAGAGGGUCGUCCAAACCAAAGUCUGUAUAUGCGGAGGAUGACGAGAGUGAGGAAGAGGAGAUGGAGAGACCCAGACCUGUGCAGUCUCAAUACAUCAGAGGACCACCCAAAUCCAAGCCCCAGCCAGAACAGGCGAAAACAUCAACACAAACCAAACGUCGCGUCAGGAAAACAGUUGCUGAUGACGGCAUUGCUGUGACAUCAAGACCACAAGUCAACCAUAGACUGUUCCAACCCAGAGAAAGUACAACCCCUACAAAAAGCAAAUUGGGUCAAACACAUGAUGACCAGUGGGAGGACCACAGUCGGACACAUUGGGAAAAACAUCUGUACAAAGACGAUGGUUCAGAAAUCUUCAACCAUGACCACCGGUGUGGGGGUAAGAGUAAUAAGCACCCAGAAUCUGGUGAGUGGGAGGAAUACAGCCACAAAGACCACAGCCAGAGAGCAGAGCCUUCUCCCAAACAGAAGAGUGGCUGUAAUGUCACACUGUACUGUAGUGCCUUGGUGGUCUUAUUCCUGUCCCUGGCCUUUCUAUUCACUCUAGCUGACAGUCCUGAAUGAUGACUUGGUGCUGUUUCCCUGCAACUCUUUUUGUUGUUUCCUAUUCAUUAUGCCUAUUUUAGGUUUGCAUCAUCCCCAACUCUUACUCCAGUUCUCUGUAGUUUAAUGACGUGAGUGAGACGAUAUACAUUAGAUGAGAUGUAUUAUGGAUUUGCUGAGGCUCAUGUUAAUUAUUAAACCAUACAGCUCUAUGCCCAGGCUUCAGUCAGCUCUCAGGGUUUCUGGGUGGACAUCUUCACUGUGAUGGGCUGUAAACAACAAAAGUAAAAAUGUAAUUUAACAUGGACUACAUUGUUAUUUGCAAAUGUCAAAACAGGCUCGCUGUAUCAAUUACUAAAAAAAAUGGAUUUAUUGUGAUUUGCAUUGUUAUUUGAUUUGCAACUGUACCUCGGGAUUUUCUAGUCUUACAGUGUGAUUUAUAUGCGUGACUGUUUAAUAUGUAUAAACUGUAUAAUAUACUAACCAAGGACAUGGUACCUCCACACUACUAAAUGUGAUCUGCUAUAUUCAAUGUA